AUGUGCGCUGAUUUGGUGGGCACGCUGGCUUCUCAUGCGUGGUCGGACGACAUAAAUGCGAAGAUGCUCUAUGAUGCUGUGUUCGCGAUCGGCAAGGACUUCAACGCCAAGAGGGUCAGUGCCGACGCUGCUGUGGGGAGCCUCCCCAUCGCGAGGGCAAUCCCCGAAUGCCCAUACGAAUUACCGUCCGAGGUCCAAGCUGCCAUGCACCCGAACUCAGCAGACCCGCCCGUCAAGCAAGACAUCCCCGCAUACCACGCCGUGAGAGGCAUGGCACGUCAGGAACACGCGUCACGUUCCAAGCGCGUCCAGCACGACGUCUCGAUGGGCAGUCUCACGGUUGAUGAGUUCUUGGCGUCCGCUCAGAGCCAAGGUUUCACGCCGCAGCAGGCAUUGCAACAGCUGGCGAUGACAGGGCCGCAGCAGCAGCGCCAACCAAGCUGGCACAUCGGCGGCGUGGCCCACCAGCAGAUGCAGCAGCCACUGCCUCUACAAUGGCAGCCUCCUGCUCCAGUGCAGCACUCGCACCAUAAGCAGCCUCAGCAGAUUGCAAUGGUCACGGUGAAGCCACCGCAGCCAGCAGCCGCCCCAGCUGGUCAACAGUUUGUUGCUGCCCUCGCUGAGUUCGACAAGGGCAAGGACGCCCCCGACGAGGCAGCUGAAGCUGGGCAGAGGGUCAAGGAGAUCGAAAACGAGUACGCUGUUAUGCUCGCCAAGGCGAAGGCCAAGGCCAAGCAGGCUAAGGUCAAAGCAGCGGACAUCACUGACUCGAAGGCUGCCGUGGCGGCUGCUUCAGCGGCGGCUGCACGAGCUGAAGAGCUGGGCGAAGACUGUCCAGCUCUCGAUGGUGAGGAGGACCUCGUGACCACACCAGCCCCAAAGGGGAAGGCCAAGGCUAAGGCCAAAGGCAAGGCCAAGGCCAAGGCGUUUCCUACAGAGUCCAAGAGUUUCAACGGGCCUGCCAACGGAGCAAGCGUCGGCCCACCUCGUAAGAGGCCAGCGGCUGCCACUGCCUUGCCCGAUGCGAAGCGCCCUGCCAUGCCCGUUGUGGGCUCUGUAACUUACCUCUCAGGCAGGGAGGACGCGUGGCUGUGCAUCGGUGUUGUGCGAUCUGUGGAUGUAGCAGAGUGCGAAUCUGGGAUGGCCCAGCUGGCUGGUGAAAUUCUUAACAGGAUGUUCAAUCCGAACGGCCACGACUUGAGAUAUGCUGGUGUCCACUGUGACUAUGAUGACGGGCAGAGCUUCCGCAUCCACGCCACGUUGGGGAUCGCCUUGGGGGACGAGGCGGCCUUGCACAGCAUCUGGCUGUGCAAGGGCAGCGGAGGCAUCAAGUGUUGCCUACACUGUGCCAACAUCGCGAGCAAAAACUGGGUUGCGGCUGGCGCGCUCGACGGAGCGGUGCAUUUGAAGGAGUAUUCGAAAGUGUCAUCUCUCAGCGAAUGUGAGUUCAACACGAAGGCAACUGCGCAGUACAUUAUCGAUGACCUGGCGAGGAGCAGGCCCACCAUGAAGAAAGGCGAGUUCAAAGAAAAGGAGCAGCGCCUUGGCUGGACGGAUUCUCGUUUCAACAUGCUCCGUAGGCCUGAACUCAAGGAGGUGUUGAACCCACCGAAGCAGAACGUGCACGACUGGGCCCACAAUUUAUUGCAGGGUAUAUUUCAGCAGGCCACGGAAAAUUUUCUGCGCGCUUACAAGAAGGCGUUCGGCACCGAGGGCACCGGCACCGGCACCGGCACCAGCACUGGCAUUGGCACCGGCACCGGCACCAGCACCGGCACCGGCACCGGCACCGGCGCCGGCACCGGCACCGGCACCGGCACCGGCACCGGCACCGGCACCGGCACCGGCACCGGCACCGGCACCGGCACCGGCACCGGCACCGGCACCGGGGCGAGAAUCCUUCAUGCCUUGUCGGCCAAUGGAGAGGGCCUAGAGGCUGGCAGCGCCGACCCUGUUCGCCAGACGGAAAGGAGUUUCGAUCUGCAGACGAGGGGCGCGAUCUCUUGCAAAAAGUAUCAGGCGGGCAUGCAGGAAGUGCACGUCGCCGCGAAGGACGGCCAAAGCAUAGCGCCUAAAUUGCAAGCGCGGGUAGCGAGGGUGAACGGGCCGAGCGGGCUAGGCCCUGUUCGGCUGAGGGCCCUUUCCGCCGAGGGCCUGUUCCGCCGCGUCCGCUUCCGCCCGGUCUUCUUCCGCCCAGUCCGCUUUCCCGCGUUCCUGUUCUGCCAGUCCUGUUCCGCCCAGUCCUGUUCCGCCGAGUCCGCUUCCGCCGCGGCCAACGCUCAGGCCGGGGCCGCGGCGCACCUCGCGCGGCGGAACCGGACCUACAUCUACAGCUACAUCUACACCUGCAUCUACAUCUACAUCUACAUCAACAGCGAGACUCACAUCUACAUCUACACCUACAUCUACACCUACAUCUACAUCUACACCUACAUCCACAUCUACACCUACAUCUACAUCUACAUCUACACGGCCGCCAUCGCGAUACUGGUGGACCUCGUCGUGCUGUGCGGCGGGGGGAUCGGCUGGUGCCUCUACCUCGAGUGCAAGCCAGAGGUGCCCACGAUGAGGACGAUCAUGCUGGUGGUGCUGGUGUUGUCCAUGAUCGCGGACUUAUUACUUUUCCAGUUGGGCGUGGCUACGCUCUGGAUGGUUAUACUCAUCAGUAUCGCGAGCGUAUGGGGGGGGUUCGAUGCCGUCCUCCGGUUCCCAUGCCUGCACUCGUGCGACAGCCUGUUCACCGCAAAGCAGUUAUCCCUGCUUGUGUUGAAGAUCGUGCUUUACGGCUUCGGCUUCGUCGAUCUGCACAACUCUAAGUUGUGGUUUUUCUCUCUCCUGCUGAUCAACGUUAUCGGACUGCCGCUCAUGUACAUCCUUGCGUUGCCUUUGGACGAGAGAUUUUCCGACGAGCAGAUGAAGGGCGUCAUCGCCGUGGACGUUGACAUCGCCGCACGAGCGUGGCGCGCGGUCGCGACCCCCGAGGGGCGCCAGCAGAGCGGCGUGGGCUGCAGGAGAAGGUGGCGGGCCGUGCUCCUGAAGCUAGGGCAGCGGCUGCCUUCAUCGGCGCAGGACACCCUCACGAAGGCCCUGCCCUGGUACAAGAAGGCCGUGCAGACGGAGCGGGGCCGGAGCGUGUGA
Messenger RNA from Prorocentrum cordatum, 3138 nucleotides. NCBI's taxonomy places the organism in Eukaryota, Dinophyceae, Prorocentrales, Prorocentraceae. The record is from the annotation of a GenBank genome assembly.